Lycium barbarum (goji berry) is the source of this 1298-nucleotide messenger RNA. Its product is annotated as NADPH-dependent aldo-keto reductase, chloroplastic-like. NCBI's taxonomy places the organism in Eukaryota, Viridiplantae, Streptophyta, Magnoliopsida, Solanales, Solanaceae. Bases 223 to 1170 code for a protein of 315 amino acids. Gene Ontology annotation, molecular function: aldose reductase (NADPH) activity. The transcript is spliced from 5 exons. Gene Ontology annotation, cellular component: cytosol. The record is from RefSeq and is a predicted model, not a curated record.
AUUACAAGAAUCUCUUUCUUUAUGGUUAUUUUCUUUCUGUCUUUCUUUUUUUAAAUAUUUCUCAGGGUCCAUUCAUCAACUGUCAACUGAAAUUUUGACUUUUUAGUGGAAAUCAAACUAUAUAAACCAAGUCGUAGUUAGUUGUUUCAUGCAUUAGCUAUCAUACACAAAUUAAAGUGAAAGAGAGAGCAAACACACUGCAAAAAAGAAAAGGAGAUAAAGAUGGGAAGCUAUAAGACAACGCUAAACAAUGGUGAAACCUUACCCAUCAUAGGAAUGGGUACUUAUUCGGGCGAAAACGAUAGAGAAACAACUGAGAGAGCCAUUAGAGCUGCGCUCAAGAUGGGGUACAGGCAUUUUGAUACAGCAAAAAUAUAUGGUUCUGAGCCGGCUGUUGGAAAUGCAUUAAGACGAGCAAUUCGUGAUGGUUUAGUUGAGAGGGAAGACAUUCAUGUCACCUCUAAACUUUGGUCAAGUGAUCACCAUGAUCCUGUUUCUGCACUUCAACAAACCCUACAGAGGUUAGGGAUGGAGUACGUAGACAUGUAUUUGGUGCAUUGGCCAGUGGCUUUGAAGCCAUGGGUGGAUUAUCCUGUUCCCACUGAAGAAGACUUUGAGGAAUUUGACAUGGAGAAUACUUGGUCUGGCAUGGAGAGGUUCUUAGAGAUGGGUUUGUGUAAGUCCAUUGGAGUAAGCAAUUUCUCAUCCAGAAAGAUUGAAGAGCUGCUAGAUUUUACUUGUGUCACUCCCGCUGUCAAUCAGGUGGAAAUGCAUCCAAUGUGGAGACAGAGAAAACUAAGGUCAAUAUGUGGGGAGUAUGGGAUUCAUAUAAGUGCAUAUUCACCUUUAGGUGGACCGGGAAAUGCCUGGGGAACUACUGCUGUGGUUGAUCAUCCUAUCAUCCAAUCUAUUGCCAUCAAGCAUAACGCAACUCCAGCUCAGGUAGCACUGAGAUGGGGGCUGUCCCAAGGAUCAAGUGUUAUAGUGAAGAGCUUCAAUCCACGGAGAAUGAAGGAGAAUAUGGGUGCUCUUGAUUUAACAUUGGACGAUUGGGAUUUACUUGAAAUAGAGAAAAUGGAAGAAAGGAAGAUUAUGAGGGCUGAGUAUCUAGCCAAUGAUACUACAAGUCCAUACAAGACCAUUGAGGAGCUUUGGGAUGACGAGAUAUAAUUUAUUAUUUAAUUCUCUAUUUGUCAUUGGCAUAUUGUGGCUUAAAUCUACAAAAAUUAAAAAUAAGAAUGUCAAUGUACUUGCAAGUUGCUUAUAUUGAUAGAAUAGAAAGGAUGUCUUUCUAAGUA